AUGAAAGUUUCUAUUAAAGUAUUGAAUGGGCAAGAAUGUCAUUUGGAAGUUGAACCGAGCACCACCAUCAAUGAGAUCAAACAGGAAAUAGAAACGAGGCUUGGUAUUCCCAAGGAUUCCCAGAAGCUUUUAUUACUUGGACGUACAUUAAGUGGUGAUCGAGCCCUGUCCUCAUAUCCCUUCAUAAAGAGUAAUGAAGUGAAACUAAAUUUGAUAAUUGUCAAACAAGACAUCAAAGACAUUAUUCAUCGCUCUUUCCGCAAAUACUACAAUGAAACCCAAUCGGCCGCCCUCACCAAGGAAUUUAUGUUGGACUUGGAAAAGAAACUAAAGGGAUUCAGUCUGGAUGACAUAGAGCGUUUGGCUUCGGACCAUGUUGUUUGAUUUAGUUUAUUUUCUCUCUU
Musca vetustissima is the source of this 404-nucleotide messenger RNA. RefSeq names its product ubiquitin. Lineage: Eukaryota; Metazoa; Arthropoda; Insecta; Diptera; Muscidae. Gene Ontology annotation, molecular function: protein binding. The coding region runs from base 1 to 384 and encodes 127 amino acids. Gene Ontology annotation, biological process: post-translational protein targeting to endoplasmic reticulum membrane. The record is from RefSeq and is a predicted model, not a curated record. The transcript has 2 exons.